This is a messenger RNA of Paramormyrops kingsleyae, 1401 nucleotides long. RefSeq names its product solute carrier family 25 member 4 (gene slc25a4). NCBI's taxonomy places the organism in Eukaryota, Metazoa, Chordata, Actinopteri, Osteoglossiformes, Mormyridae. Gene Ontology annotation, cellular component: mitochondrial inner membrane. Gene Ontology annotation, biological process: mitochondrial ADP transmembrane transport; negative regulation of mitochondrial outer membrane permeabilization involved in apoptotic signaling pathway; mitochondrial ATP transmembrane transport. Gene Ontology annotation, molecular function: ATP:ADP antiporter activity. The record is from RefSeq and is a predicted model, not a curated record.
GGAAGGGAGGCCAUCGUCCAUUUGGUGGGGUCUCACGGCAGCGCGAAGGAAGACGGAAAAUGACGGACGCAGUGGUCAGCUUCCUCAAGGACUUUUUGGCCGGCGGCAUCGCCGCUGCCAUCUCCAAAACGGCCGUAGCCCCGAUUGAAAGAGUCAAACUGUUGCUGCAGGUGCAACAUGCGAGCAAACAGAUCACAGCAGACAUGCAGUACAAAGGGAUCAUGGACUGCGUGGUGCGAAUCCCCAAGGAGCAGGGCUUCCUGUCCUUCUGGCGCGGCAACCUGGCCAAUGUGAUCCGCUACUUCCCCACCCAAGCACUCAACUUUGCCUUCAAGGACAAGUAUAAGAAGAUCUUCCUGGGAGGGGUGGACCAGAAGACACAGUUCUGGCGCUAUUUCGCCGGGAACCUGGCGUCGGGGGGGGCUGCCGGCGCCACCUCCCUGUGCUUCGUGUACCCACUCGACUUCGCCAGGACCAGGCUGGCGGCCGACAUCGGCAAGGGCCUGGCAGAGAGGGAGUUCACCGGUCUGGGCAACUGCAUCGCUAAGAUCUUCAAGUCGGACGGCAUCAAGGGCCUCUACCAGGGCUUCAACGUGUCUGUGCAGGGAAUCAUCAUCUACAGAGCCGCCUACUUCGGGGUCUAUGACACGGCUAAAGGCAUGCUGCCAGACCCCAAAAAUGUGCACAUCUUCAUCAGCUGGAUGAUCGCCCAGUCUGUGACGGCGGCUGCUGGGCUCGUUUCCUACCCAUUUGACACCGUCAGACGUCGUAUGAUGAUGCAGUCGGGCCGCAAAGGAGCUGACAUUAUGUACAAGGGCACACUUGACUGCUGGAGGAAGAUUUUAAAAGAUGAAGGCGGCAGGGCUUUCUUUAAGGGAGCCUGGUCCAAUGUGAUCAGGGGCAUGGGUGGAGCCUUCGUGCUGGUGCUGUACGACGAGAUCAAGAAGCUGACAUAGAUGUCGCUGGCAGCUUCCCUGUGGAGCCCGUGCGCUUUACUUCUUAACCAUGUCUUAACCGUGUAACGAAUGGCAACGACCCGUCCGAACCAAAUGUGGGGAAGUGGUGAAUCGCUGGAGGCAGGCCAAGGAGGGGUGUGGGGGACAGGCCACAGAUGCUCUCCCCUUGGACCGCCUUCACUGCUUUCUGAGAACCACACCCCCCUCUCAAAUUUGUACAUAUGCCCGCCCCCCAAUGGGAUUUCAUGUUAGGCUGUUUUUUGGUUGGAGUAAGAGGUGACUGUACGCACUGAGAAUAAUCAAACCCUUAGAGAAUUUGUAAAAGCACAAGGCUUCAAAAUAUUUUUGACCACUAAAUGUACAGUGUAAACUUUUUCUUUUGGUUUGGUUUUGCCAACCUGGUAUACAGUUUACUAAAAUUUCAAAUAAAAACAGAAAUACCUGA